AUGAAUAUUUCUAAUUUUAUUCAGGAAUGCGUCAAUACUGUGAUGGAUUCACAUCCAAUUCAGUAUCAACCUUCAAUGGAGAUAAGUGAGGGUGAAAUUUUGGUGAAAGGAAAAACAUUUGGUAGAUGGGAAUCUAAAAAAUUUAUUAUUGACGAGGAAAAGAAAGUAUUUGCUCUUAGAAGUUCUAAAGGAAAAACAAGGCUGAAACCUUAUUUUCUAUCAGAGUAUUAGGUAAAUUCCAGUGAUUCUAACUUUCAGGUGGAGAAUAAAGAGAGGAAAAAAGAUAAAAUAGCAUUCGAUCUAACUUCGAAAACUGGAGGGAAGUGUUUGACCCUUGGAACGGAUGACGAGUAAACUGCUGAUGAGAUUAUCAAGGUGCUUCGAGAUUUAUGUUCGAGAAUAGACGCCAGACCUAAUCAAGAUGAGAUUAUUUAAAAGAAUAAAUUAGAUAACAUCAACAAUAAUCAACAUUGUACCAUUUUAAUAAAUAUAAGCCAGAAAAGCUUUUUUGAUAUUGGUGAAAUUCGGGAAAGGUAAUAUUUGUAUUAAAGUAGUAUCGCUAACAUUAGAAAAGGGUUAUACAAUUUGGAGAAUUUUAAAUUAGUAGUUGAAAAUAAAUCCUUAAUCUACAGAAAUGAAAACAAUCAUCAUUAAUUUAAAGUUUUCGUGGAAUUUGACGGAAAUUGUUAGGACGCAAUCAUUCAGAAUUUAACAGAUUAUAAUAAAAUUAAUUAGUGGAAUGCAUACAUUUCUGCAAAAGAUAGCAGGAUGGUUAAAGAAUUGCAUGAAGAUAAAUCUUUUUUGAUAUGUGAAGUUCGAGAAUUGUCAAACUUAUUCAUUUUCAAAAGAGAAUUUCAAUAUUUGUAACAUCAUUUUAAAAUUGAUAAUCUCCAUUUUAUUGUUUAAAAAUAAAUAGAUCAAAAAUCAUACACCAAAAAUUAUCAAGGAAGUCUCAAAUAUGGUGUAUGGGGGAUCUAAACAAGUGAAAAAUAGACUAAAGUGUAUUAUUUUUCUGAACAAUCUAUGCAAGGUUUAUCUUAUUCUGACGAAGAUGCUUAUCUUAUUUAGCAAUUUUUAGCACAAAUAAUUAAUUUGAAACAAUUGAAUUCUAUAACUUAAAAUGCGAAUCUCUAAAAUAAAUCCAAUGAAAUCUAAUUCUAGGAUAAAUAGCAAUUAUAACAGGAAUAAAAAAAUGCAGAAACAAAUAAUAAAGAAGAUGAUGAUUAAUUCUUUGAUUGUGAGGAGUUGGAUGCCAUGAAUGAUAAGUUAUUUAUGGGUGAAAAUAAUUCUAAUCAAGAUGAAGUUGCUAGGGAUGUAUAUGAAUAAAAUGUAAGAAAAUAAACUAUUCUUCCUUAAUAAGUAGAUGCAUUAGAUAAUAUUCAAGAUUGGGUUGAUAAAAAGAUGAAGUUAGUGUUAUCUGGAAAUUAUAACUCCCUCUCUAUCAAAAUCUUACAUUAAUUAUAACCUAAAGAAUAUGAUCCCUUAUAGCGUUAGCUCUUAACUUAAUAAGAAGGUGGACACUAUAUCUUCAAGAAGGAUUUCAUAAGAGAAGAAAAGAGUGGAGGGUUGAAAGUGAUAAAUGAGGAAAAGUUGGCUGCCUAAAAAGCUGUCAUCAAAUUCCUAUUAACAAGAAUUGGUGCUUCCCUUAUGUUGGGCAAAUCAAUUACUAGUAUAUCGAUGCCAGUCACAAUUUUUGAGGCUAGAUCGAAUACUGAAAGAGUGUGUAGUAGUAUGGGGUUUGCACCAAUUUAUUUAGAAGAUGCUGCUUUAUCAUAAGAUAUUUAUUACAGGAUUAAAUAAUGUGCUGCAUUUCAAUUUGGAUUUAUAUUUAUGUAUCUAUCUUGUGAAAAACCCUUCAAUCCCAUUUUAGGAGAAACCUUUUAAGGGUUCUAUGAUAAUUGUCCUAUUUAUUGUGAACAAAUUAGUCAUCAUCCUCCUAUUUGUGCCGUAUAAAUGUAUGGUAGACAAUAUAGAAUAGAUGCUUAAUUGGAAUUGAUUGCUAACUUUAAUUCAAAUUCAGUGGUUGGCAGAAAUGUUGGUACAGUCAAAAUCACAUUCUAAAAUCCUCAUUAAGUUGUGUUGAUCACUUUAGCUCCUGGCAGUUUGAAUGGAACAACCUAUGGUGAUAAAGUUAUGAAUUAUCUUGAAAAGUAAUUCAUCAUAGAUAUAAAAAAUAAAAUAUUUGCUGAAAUUACCUUCAAUCCAGAUAAAAAAUAUUGUCAGUUUUUUGAUGUCGAAUAUCUAAAUCAAUUGGAUUAUUUGUGUGGUGCAAUUUGUGAUGUUACUGAUGCAGCCAUUUAAAAGUUUCACAAAGAAGGAUAUCGCAAAUAUAAAGGAUUGGAUCUCAAAUCAGACAUAAAGUAGAUAAGACAUAAGAUCAAAGGAAUAUGGGUCAACGAGAUCAAAAUUGAUAAUUAAAAGUUAAUUUCUAUUCACAACGACUUUCCAGUUAAGAUGUAAUUAGCACAAUACCCAAUUCCCUCAGAUGCAAAUUUCAGAAUGGAUUUGUUAUGGUGGAAGUUGAGAGAUUUUGAUAAAUCCUAAGAGUGGAAAGAAAAACUGGAAAUCUAACAAAGACAAGAUAGAAAAUUGAGAGAACAAAAGGGAAAAAAGAAAAAGUGA
Molecule: messenger RNA, 2622 nt
Organism: Paramecium tetraurelia
Lineage: Eukaryota; Ciliophora; Oligohymenophorea; Peniculida; Parameciidae
Exons: 7
Cellular component (GO): membrane; cytosol; intracellular membrane-bounded organelle
Molecular function (GO): sterol binding
Source: RefSeq, a predicted model, not a curated record